AAUGAGGUGUAUAAGGUGUCCUUGGAUAGAUUUUGAAGUCUAUUUUUAUAAUUGAGUGGUCUCUGUUCGAGAGGAGAGAGCAAUCAUCCAAAAAUCGAUCUGGAACGAGCAGUGGUCUGUGAACUCGAGCUGUGGGAGUGCUGGGACUGUCUGGUUGAUAUCUCGAGUUUUAACAAUCCAAUUUAAGCGUGUGAGAUACCAAAAGAAAGCUCUCAAGACGAGGAAUCCGUGAAGGUCUGGUUUGCAUCAAUCGGAGUUGUGGAAGGCUUCCAAAUCGUCCGAGCAAAACACAACCUCGCAGGAGAGGAUUUAAUCUUCUAAAGAAACGAGUUAACCGGGAAACACCCGUUCUAGGGGCUGUUUUCGUAUCAACGAUUGAGGGUUGAACUAGCACUUUGAGGAGGCUGUUUAACACUCAUAUUUGAGCAAGGAAUUAGUUCCAAAUCCACCUUGACCAAAGCUUUGACCAUUGGACCAAGAAGGGAAAGUUUAAAGCUCAAUUGAGGUUGAGGCUAGAGCUUGCUUCCUGUGCUCGUUGCCCGAGUGAUUUCCCCGGAGAGAAGACUUGAAAUGGACCGUGGUGGCAGGAUUACUAGGAGAAACCCGACUGGCCGUGUACUAGUGGAGGCUGGACAGGGCAGUCGAACGACCUCUAGGGCAUCUAGAGGAGCUGGCCGGGGAGGCCGAUCACAGACCGUGAGUGACGGUCAUGUCGACACAGAAAGUGAAACCUUGACAUUCAUGUUAUUUCCAUGUUUAUGUUUGUGCUUUUGAUUAGUUUUGAGUGAUUAUUACUCUAGAAAUUACACACUUUUGGUGUAAUAGUUUAGUUUGUAAAAUGUUUGUAAAUUGUUUAGAUUAGAUUUGUUCUGAGCUCAAACAGGUCCAAGACCACUCUAGGGACCAUUGGUGAACAUCACAAGUGGAAGGAAGGUGCAAAAAUUCCAAAACAAAAUGAAGAUCCUGAUUUUUGGUAUUGUACCCGGUCGAGUAUACCCUAUACUCGAUCGGGUAAGUUGCUGAAAAGUCAAAUCGAAUCAACCCGGGAACAAGGCAACAUGCAGGAAGAUUUUUAACUCGAUCGCGUAUCCAUACCCGAUCGGGUAGCCGACAUACCCGAUCGGGUAUGACCCCAGAUUUUCAGUUUCGAGGAAACUAACCCUUACCCGAUCGGUCGAGCUGAAAACCCGAUCGGGUACACGACCCUGCAAGCCUAAAAAGCCUAUAAAUACACCCCAUUUCCUCCACAAGAAAGGCACCAAUUCCUUUAUACUCUUAAGCUCAGUUUAGAAUAGCAUUUCUUUAUAUUUCUUUUAGCAUGUUUAGUCUCCAAAUGAGGAGCUAAACUUCCAUUUCUUGGUAUUGCUCUUGAAGCUUGUUGAUUAUUAAAGUUGUGAGUUAUUUUCUUAACUUCUUUUCCUUGAAUAUUAAUUCUUCCUUUAAAUACUAUUUCUAUAUCAAUGUUGGGGAGUGUUACUAAGAUGACAAUUAGUUAACAUCUUGACAUUGGUUUUAGUAAUAGCUAUUCCUUCCUCUAUGUUAAUAUCGGGGAGUGUUACUAAGAUGACAAUUAGUUAACAUCUUGAUAUUUAACUAUAGUAGGAUUCAUUCCCUUUUAAUAUUCUUCCUUGAGUAUUAAUUAAUUCCUAUUCAUAUUUCAUAUUAGUAUUUUGAACAUUACUUAAAGGAUCAAUUAGUUUUGUUUCAAAUAUUAAUUACUACUAGAAAUGAUCAACGAACCGAUGGUUAAUCGUUGAUAGUUUCACAAGUAAGUAACUUCGGUUUAUUAAUGCACGGUCGUGGUUAAUAGACUUAAGAGGGAUUAAUUUUGUUGGUUAAACCGAAACCGUUGUGUUAAGGUUAUCAAUCUCAAUUGAUUUCAUCAAGGAGUUAAAAGAUUAAAUGCUACUAUCAAGUCGAUAUAUGGCGUUGUUCUAUACUUGACUAAUAGUAAGGGUUAGUAAUGAACGGUCGUUGUUAAUAACUAUCCUCGAUGAAUUGGAUAUACUCCUCGAUUGAGUAUUCGAGAGGAGAUAAGUUAUAGAUAUAACAAUGAUCGACUAAAAUAUAUCAACAAGUGGAAAGUAGCAAUACCAAGUCAAUUUUAUCUUUGAAUUAAAUCUCAUAUAAAUCGUUCAUCUUCGUGUUUAAAUUUAAUUAAAUCACUCAACAAUCAAAACCCCCCUUUACUUACUAUUUAUAUAAAAAGAAAGUUAUUCCUUUCCCUGUGGAUACGAACUCUACUUCACCUAUACUACGUAUAAGUGCUAGUAUUGAAUAUUAUUUUGAGUGCACUCACGACAAAGUGCACGUCAAAUUUGGCGCCGUUGCCGGGGAAAGGCAAUUUAAUUUUUCUUUUUAUUUCAUUUAAAAAAAAAAAAAAUAGUUGAAGUAUAGAGAUUUCUAUUUCUUCUGAGCUUUGUUUGAGUAUAUGGUAAGAACCCGAUCUAUAAACGAAAUCAUCUACCAAACAACCCCCCAAACGGAUCAAGCCUUCGAAAGGUUUAGGAAUUUAUUUCCGAAUACUUCUUCGGAGGAAUCAUCAAGUGCUAGUUCUCAAUCUAGCGAGACCGAAGAACCAAUCACUAUGGCUCUUGAGACGAGAACAUUGAGGGAGCUCACAGCUCCGAAUCUUAAUCAACAACCUCUAUGUAUCACUUUUCCAACUCUUGAUACAGGGGUCACAUUUGAGCUAAAAUCUGGGCUCAUUCAUCUCCUUCCAUCAUUCCAUGGCUUACGAGGGGAGGAUCCAAACAAACACCUGUCGGAGUUCCACAUUGUGUGCACAAGCAUGUGCCCCAAUGGUGUCUCCGAGGAGCAGAUCAAACUGAGAGCCUUCCCAUUCUCCUUGAAGGACACCGCGAAGGAUUGGCUUUUCUAUCUUCCUUCGGGAAGUAUCACUACAUGGCCACAAAUGAAGAAGGCCUUUCUUGACAGGUACUACCCCGCUUCUAUUUCAUCAUCACUCAAGAAGCAAAUAAGCAACAUCGAACAAAAAGAUGAUGAAUCCCUAUAUGAAUAUUGGGAGAGAUUCAAGAAGCUAUGUGCAAGUUGCCCCUAUCACGGAUACACCGAACAAGACCUCAUCCUCUACUUCUAUGAUGGUCUUGUGGAUCAAGAUCGUCGCAUGGUGAAUGCGGCGUGUGGAGGGGGCAUUGUCAACAAAACCCCUUCACAAGCGAGAGAUCUCAUCUCGGAGUUGGCCGAGAACUCCAGACACUAUAACGGGCGGUCCUCAACUCGGAGGGUUAUGGCAGCAGAAUCCAACAACACGUUGGAAAGUCAAGUGAACGGCUUGACAAGUCAAGUGACCGGCUUGACUUCUUUGGUUAAGGAUUUCCUUUUAAAAUCCAAGGCCCAAGAAGUCAAGGUCUGCGGUAUCUGUACACAACAAGGGCAUCCCACGGACUCAUGCCCAACUCUUCAAGAGGACACCACAGAGCAAGUCAACGCCUGGGUUUCCAGGGCCACCAACAAAGGAGGUAUGACCUGUUCUCAAAUUCUUACAAUCCCGGAUUUAGGGAUCAUCCAAACUUGAGGUAUGGAAACCCUCAACAAGCCAACCCACCUUCUCAAUCGAGUAUGUCUACGGAAGACAUGAUUCGAACUCUUGCCACUACCAUGGGCACCUUACAACAAAACGUGGUGCAAUUUCAACAAGAAACAAAGUCAAGCAUUCAAAAUUUGGAAACUCAAGUUAGCCAAAUUUCGAAUGCUGUAAAUCGACUUGAAGCAAGAGAUUCAGGUAGGCUUCCCUCCCAAACUGAGCAGAACCCAAGGCAACAAGUCAAUGCCAUCAUGCUAAGGAGUAGCCCAGAAUUACAAGCAAAGGAAGUUGAAAACGAGGAGGUUAACCACAAGGAGGAGGAACUAACGAAGACAAAAUUUCCUCCGCUUUCAUCAUAUGAACCAAUCCCUCCAUUCCCUGAGGCAUUGAAAGACACAAGGAAGCUAGAGAGUGAUCGGGGCAUCUAUGAGACCUUCGCGAAUUGUGAGGUAAAUAUCCCACUCUUUAAACUAAUCAAAAGUGUUCCCCGUUAUGCAAAGUUCUUAAAAGAACUAUGUAUAAUGAAAAGAAGAGAUAAAUUAAAGGGGAAACAAAAGGUUGAAGUUAGUGAGCAUGUCUCGGCCAUCUUUCAGGAAAAACUUCCAAAAAAAUGUAGCGACCCAGGCAUGUUCACUAUUCCUUGCACGAUAGGAAACGCCACAUUUCCUAAGGCCUUAUUAGAUUUAGGGGCAUCUAUAAACGUCAUUCCUUAUUCCGUUUAUAAAACCCUACAACUUGGCCCACUACAUCAAACCGGUGUGGUGAUUCAACUAGCAGAUCGUUCUAGUACCUACCCGAAAGGUGUAUUAGAAGAUGUGCUAGUAGAAGUAGAGAAUAUGGUUUUUCCCGUCGACUUCUACGUCCUCGAAAUGGGGAAUGAUGACCAAACAACGCCCAUCCUUUUGGGAAGACCCUUCUUAAAGACCGCAAAAACAAAAAUUGACGUGUCUAGUGGUUCAUUAACUUUAGAGUUCAAUGACCAAAAAGUAGAGUUCAAUAUCUUUGACUCUACGAAACAACAAAUUAAAGAUCAAUCUCUUUCUUCUUUAAAUGUUUUUGAACCACCAACACCAAAUGUUUUAAUUAAGUUGGGAACAAAGAAGAAGGGCCAGCCUUACUGGAAAAGGCUAAAGAAAAGAAAUGACGGAAGGGAUGCUCACGAUCCCACAUAAAAUAAAAAUAAAAAUAAAUAAAACGUCGUGCCACGACGUUAAAUAAAGCGCUUCUUGGGAGGCAACCCAUGCAAGGUAUGUUUUCUUUUCAAUUUUUUUUGUCGAAUGUCAACUUUUGGGAGAAUGGGAGGAAAUUCUCAAAAAGAAAAUGAGGGAAAAAUAAUAUUUUCAAGGCAUGGGGAAACCCCCGAUCGGUCAUCAUCAGUUACCCGAUCAGAUCCAUGCCGAAAAGAGGAUUAAAAUGGACCAAACAAGAAUUCCAGGCUAAUGUACCCGAUCGAGUAACAGUCCUACUCGGUCGGGUAUAGAGUAAAAAGGGGAAGAAGGGGGAUCGAGUACCCCAUACUCGAUCGGCCAAAAGAUAAAAAAUGAUCGAAUACUCGAUCGGGUAUACCUCAUACUCGAUCGGGUAAUCGACCCCUGGAGCCAAUUUGAAAAAUCCGCAAAAUACCCGAUCGAGUAAAUUUAUAUACUCGAUCGAGUAUAUUUCCAAAAAAUCCUACGGCGCCUAAAAUCCGAUCGAGUAUACCCCAUACUCGACCGGGUACACAAACCUGGAACCACUUUGUUAAAAAAAAGAGGGUAUACCCGAUCGGGUAUAUUAAUAUACUCGAUCGAGUAUAUUUACGGAAAAUCCUACGGCG
Cuscuta epithymum is the source of this 5363-nucleotide messenger RNA. Lineage: Eukaryota; Viridiplantae; Streptophyta; Magnoliopsida; Solanales; Convolvulaceae. The record is from the annotation of a GenBank genome assembly.